Tetrahymena thermophila SB210 is the source of this 1320-nucleotide messenger RNA. Its product is annotated as C3HC4 type (RING finger) zinc finger protein. NCBI's taxonomy places the organism in Eukaryota, Ciliophora, Oligohymenophorea, Hymenostomatida, Tetrahymenidae. The transcript has a single exon. The record is from RefSeq and is a predicted model, not a curated record.
CUUAAUCAGAAAAAAUAAUAAGUGAAAAUAAAAAAUCAUAUAGAAAAAGAUUGUUUUAUUGAUAAAAAAAUAAAUUUACUUUUUUGUAGAAUCUAAAUAAAUAUGAAUAAUUCAUAAUAGGACCAAGGAAAUUUCUGCUCUUUUUGUUAAAAAAGAGUUUCAAACUACGAAUUGCAUGUAAUCUAAUGCCAAAAAUAGAAUAGAUAAGCUUAGCAAAAUCUUCAAAAUAACAUGAGUAGUAAUUCUAAUAAACCUCAAUAGAGUUAGGAUGCAUUUAUGAAAUAGUCCCCUUCAAAAAAUAGAGACACCCAAUAUUCUUAUUAAGCAAACGAGGUUAUUUCUGAUAAUCUGCGUGAUGUGAACAAUAGAAAUAUGUUUGGCCAAUAAAAUGUCUAAUAGCAAUCAAACCAGAGUUAAAGGCAAGGAAAUAGUGGCUAAUUUAAUAAUGAAUAUGACCCUUAAAAUUUAAAUUAUCAACGUAAUAAUGGAAAUAUGUCAUAUUAUCAUCCUCUUGAAUAAAGUUAGGAUGAAACAGUAAAAUGUCCCAAUUGUGAUACUAUCUUAACCAUCGAAAUGGUAUCCAUUCAUGUAGAAACCUGUCCUAAUAAAGAAAUCUAAUGCUAAUUCUGCAGAUAGCUAUUCCCUUAAUGCAUCAUGAAUGACCACUUAGAUGUAUGUGAUUAGGCUUUAAAUUAGUAAUAAUAGUAAUCAUAGCUAAGAAGAAAUGGAAACUUUAGCUCUAAUAAUAAUAGAAAUCAAAAUAGAUAACCAAUCUUUUAAUAAUAACAUAGUAGAAAUGAUAAUAAUAAUUAGAGAUAAUAAUAAAGGUAAAAUUCCUAUUAAAAUUAAGAAGAAUAAGAAAUGUCUUUCUAAAGGCAAGGUAGCAGCAAUCCUCUAUAGGCUGAAAGAGUACAUCCAUUAGAGCUUUUGUUCUUAGGAUUAAGAGGGAAUAGAUCUAAUAGAAGACAAGGUAUUGGAAGUGAUUUAUUUUAAAUAUUGAUACCUUUAAUGCAACAAUCAUAAAACAGAUAAUUUUAGUACUUUUUAAGUCAUGGUAAUAUGGAAGGCUUUGACUAUUCUAAUGACGGAGGUUUAAAUGAAAAUCAGCUUAAAGACUUCCCUGUUCAUAAAUUUUAGAAAAAACCUGGAAUGAGCUAAGAUUUGCUCAACUGCCCUGUUUGUCUCUGUGAAUUUGAAGAAGGAGAAGAAGUUAAAAUUCUUGAUUGUUGUCAUAGUUAUCAUUCUAACUGCAUAGAUGAGUGGCUUAAAAAGAAUACUCAUUGCCCAGUAUGCAAAUAAGAUAUGAAACAAUUUGUUUGA